UGCCGCUGUCGCCUCUGGCUUGCUCAGUUGGGGACACUUAAUUUCUAGCGAUUAUCGCCGAUUUGAUUGCACAGAUACUAUUUAAACUAAACUGAGCUAGACAAUGACAUCUCUGAAUUCAAGAAUGAAAUGUCUUUAACUGAAAAUUGAGUGUUUAAUCUUAUCAUUAUACAUUACUGACACUCUAUCCUCCAAUUUGAUACUGUUAAGUGCUUUGACACAAUCUGUAUUGUAAAAGCGCUAUAUAAAUAAAGGUGACUUGACUUGACUUGACUUGACUUGAAGAGCAAGGAUGGGUCGAGGCUUGCCAAUCUGCCAACAGCUGCAUCAGCGAAUAAUCCAACAGUUUGAGAAAAUCAUUCCCCAAAGACAAAUCGGUAGGAAUUUGGGCAUUUCACCUUCUACAGUGCUCAAUAUAAUAAAAAAGAUUCAAGGAAUGCAGCCAAAUCUCGGUGCAUGAAGGGCAAAUGCGCGUGAUCUCCGAUCCCUCAAACAUCAUGGUCUCAAAAACCGUCAUGAGUCUGUAAUGGACAUCCAGACAUGGGCUCAGGACUACUAUACAAAGCAGAAGCCAUACAUUAACACUGUCCAGAAGCGCCGCUGACUUCUCUGGGCUCGAUCUCAUCUGAGAUGGACAGUAGCUCCGCGGAAUCAUGUUUUUUCAUCCGGCAAUCGUUUUUUGACAAAACAGCCGUCGUGUUCUCCACCCAAGGAGGCCAUCCAUCAGACCAUCCAAGCUGAAUUCAGCGUCAGAUCCAAAAGCCGGCAUCUGUCAUGGUAUGGGAGUGUGUCAGUGCCCAUGGCGGUGAACCAUCUUCAGGGUAAGGCUAAAAUUUGCCUAGUGUGAUCUAUUAAUGCGCACAUCAUAACCCAUCGUUUAGGCAAGCACAUGGUACCCACUGAAUAAAAAUAAAACAAGGUAAUUGUGACUAAUCUCACAAUUCUUACUCUUUCUCACAAUUCAGAAUUAAUUAGUCAGGGAGAAUUAAUUAGUCACGUAGUCAGGGAGGCUUCUGGGUAGCGUAGUCCCGCGGGUGGCUAACAAUUCACUUGUCCACAAAGGUGAGUGGAGUUUGGGGAAUUGAAUCCGGGAGACAGUGACCUCUGGUGGUGAGAGGGAGCAUCGUGGACCCGGAUUCAUGACACCCUUAUGCUCAGUUGUAGCUGCUGUGUUCUAAAAAUCCCACAACACACCGUAACAUCAAGUUCCCGUUCUCCUGCUCCAACACAUCUGCCUGUAAUCAACUAACCCCAAACACCUUGAUUAGCUGCUUCAGGUGUGCUUGAUUGGAGAUGGAGCUGAUAUCUGCAGGACAGUAGCUCUCUAAGAGCAGAGUUAGAGACCCCUGCUCUAUAGUGACUCAAAUUAGGCCCCGUCCACAUGGAGACGGGUUUAGCUGUAUGCGCAAAAAAUUUGUAUCGGAUUGGCAUUUUGUCCAGUCGGAUCUGGUGGAUUAUUAGGAGAGUGAAACCGCUAUUUUUUGAAACCGGGUCCCAGAGUGAAUAAAUCUGAAAACGACACCUUUGCGUUUUCGUGUGUACAGCCAAUCCGUAUAUUUUGUGAGACGAUGAUGUCAUCAGCCCAUGUCUCGCCCCUAGUCAGACACCGCUGCGUCACGUAACAUCAACAACAACAUGAACAAACACCGAACGAUGGUCUUUUUAUUAACAAACAGUAACACAGGUUAAUAAAUGAAUUGUUCCAUGUUCGUUUGUAUACUGUGCGCAAGGUUUAUGCAUAUAGUCCAAGUCUUCUUCUCUGCUUUUAGUGUAUCUCUGUGGCAGAAUUACAGCACCACAUACUGCUCUGACAUGUAUACUACAUCGUUUUGUGUCGGUUUCAUGGUUUCGUGUGUACGCAGAUAUUUCUUGAGACGAGGGGAAAAAAAAGAUCAGAUAGGUAAAGCUCUGGCUUCGUGUGGAUGUAGCCUUAGUGGCCUCUAAUAAGGGUUGCUUUAUUGGAGCAGCAGUUUUUCUUUGUUCCUCUUCUUGCUGCUUUCAGUGGUGUGACUGUGUACAAAGUUACUUGAGAUUGUUUGAUUACAUAGUGUAUGGAAUGAAUCUUGUUUGCUUUUUGCAGUGCAAUUCAUGAUAUUGUUGAUCCAUAUUAAUACAUUCAUGUUUGUUUAUUCAUGUUUUUGGGAAUUUAAGUUUAGAAAACAGUCUUCAUGGAAGUGAAAUAUGUACUGGCAUUGGUGGGAAAAAAUAAAGCCAAGCGGAAGUGUUUAACCCCAUUGUGAUGUUCCCCUUGUGAGUCAGCAGUAUUCCUUAUUGCAUUUUCUAAUUGGUAUAUUGAUUUAUCUUGGUCCAAAGACCAAUACCAGAUACCACCUCAGAGCGGCAUCGUACUCAUUCCAGAGAGUUGUUCUAAAAGCGAUGACCUGGUUUUGUUGGAGAUGAAACAGUUAAAGUGUUAAUGUGGUCUUCAGGGUGUUCUUGAUCGACCAAAACAAGUAGCCAACAUGGAUGACCGAGUCAGCUGAAUCAUUGCCCAAGAGCUGAGGGAUUGUCUUCAGGAGUGGCACACAGAACAGGCUGUUGAUGAGUGAUAACAUCACGGCUUUCUUUGAGUCUUCUUUGCCACCAUCUCCUCAGUCCCAGUUUAAUAAAGAUCUGGGUGCUCAGCAAGUGAUUCAAGUCCUUACCCAGGCUGUGAACUCUGCUAAUCAUUCAGUGUCAGAAGAACCACAUGUCAUUCAGAGCUCUCAGUGCUCAUCAAGGUCCUCAGAAUCUCCAGGAAUAUCAGGAGACCCACAGUUAACCACUCUUCCAGCAGGCUGUGGGUAAUCAGUUAUAUCCACUAGUAGAAGUCGAGCAAACUCACAUUCAUUUGUAUAGAGCUGUUCACAAUAAGAAAGUGUCUUAAUAAAUAAUGUUUCUAAUGUUAAUCUUUACAGAAAAUGCAUGUUUCUGCAUUACUGUGUAAAAGUAAUGCCCACAUGGCCAUAUACUGUAUACAGUUCUAGGAUAAUAAAAACCAUUUAGUUAAUGCCAUUUCUUCAAGCGAAAACAAUGAACAUAGUAAAGAAAUAAUUAUGUUGUCAUCAUAAUGAUUUCAAUAUGAGGAGAACUGGGCUGUUUUGCAUAUUUAUUCAGAGCUGGCAUCAUAUGAGGUCCUUGGAGGGGUGAGCAUCAUCUCAAAUCUUCAUAAGGGGCUUAAUCCAAACUAGUGCUUUCAAAAGCUCUAGAGCAUCCCAAGGUAGAAACAAACAAGCAAAUAGAGAAUAGACGCUGUUCAUGACUUUUCAAACAAAGAACAAUCAUGUGCAUUUCAUCAGAUAUACGGUAUAUACGAUGCAUUAUGUGAAUGCUUGGCUAAAGAGCUGUGUCUAGGCUUAAACAGACAGAUUGUGUCUGAGCCCCAAUCAAUAUCAUGAAGGCUAUUCCAGAGUUUUGUGACCUUAAACAGUGCACUACACAGGAGCUAAGCCAUUUAGGGCCUUAUAUUUAGCAAUACUUUAUAACUGAUAUGUAACUUAAUAGGUGACUUCAUAGCUGUAGAGAUGAUAGAAUUGGAGUUAUAUGAUCAUAUUUUCUUGACCUGGGCUGUGUUUCCCAAAAGUAUCGUAAGCUUAAGUACAUCAUAGACCCAUUGAAACCAACGGAGCUACGAUCAACUUAAGCUUAUGAUGCUUUUGGGAAACGCAGCCCUGGUAAGGAUUCUACAUAGCAAAUUCAUCAGUGUUAAAUUUCAAGUGUUAAGCCAAUUCAGAGUAAAGUGUUGAACUUAUAGUGUUAGAUUUAGAGAAAUUAACACUAUCAGUGUUAAAAGCUUGUUUGCUUCAGUGUAAUCACUUAGUUACAGGUAUCCAACACCUCCCAGUGUUAUUUGCAACAUCCGGGCAUUAGUUCCGCGAUCUCGGUGAAAGAUUUUCAGACGCCAUUUUCUUGUGCCAUGCGGAGGAUAACGAAAAACGACAACUGGUGAGUAAAGCUACUUAAAAGUUUGAGUUUGAUAGACCUUAUAUAUCAAAAUUAUUAUAUCUUAGUGUUAGUUUUAAAUAUUUCACAUACAGGGAUGCAUUUACAUGCGAAUGUUUUGUUUGUCUUUGUUCGCUACACGAGGCGAGUCUUCUCAGGCGAUUUUGAAUAUUGUUCCUCUAUUUUUACUCGUUUUCAUCCCAAGUAGGAGAUAGUUGUGAGUUUCAUAUAGUUAAUGCGUAUUAUUGUCUUUUUUUGUGUUACAGUUUGAGACCUUAUGAACGUUUGUGGCAUACCGUUAACUAAGAGUUGCUGAAAAUAUUAACGACCAGCUGUUUCGCGGGCUUUGUCUGUAAUGUCAGUCUAUUCAGCAACGUUAAAGUUAUCGUUUCGUGUCACUGAAGAAGUUAAAUGUUAGUAAAUAAACUUGUAAAUAAAAUACUUCUAAUGCCAUUAACUUAUUUUUUUUAAUAAUAAAUUUGAUGUACGUUAUCUUAUGUGUAGGAAUCAACAGGAUCAAGAGGCUCUACUUUAAAAAUGUUCUUCUUCAGGUAAGCAAGUUAACUUAACGUUAGAGGUUCUUAACCUGUAAAGUUGUCAUGAUGCAAAACAUCCAUGCAAAGUUACAUAUAUCAACAUUUUCUGUCAAAGUCCUAAAAGGAAUGUUUAAGAUGCAGUGUCUUGUAUUCAGCCAACAUUGGUAAGUUAGUAAAUGCUUAACUUCACACAGGUAUUAAUUAUCAGCAUAAGUCAUGUUAGAAAGUUUACAGAAAACUAUUAGUGUUUCAUACAUAUACAUACAUUUUUUUUUUCUGAUCUGUCCCUUAGCUAAAAAUUAGUUGGUAUAUGCCCAGAGUUGAUGGUAAUUCCACACCUAAACAUCCAGUCUUUUGGGCAGGCUCACUCGUUGGGGAAUUUGACAGCCGCCAUUUUCGGUCACUCUUUCAUCCAGAGUAAUUUAGCGUUAGGAGAGAUUGGUAAGUUUCACUUAGCUAAUGCAUGUUAUUAUCUUUUUUUAUGUUAAAAUGUGCUCAUGUUGGGUUGUUUAAAAUUUGAAACGAUUAAAGCAUGUAGUAUAACUAGUAGGUUUUAGCGAGCAACUGUUUUCUGGGUUUUGUCUGUAAUGUCGCGCGCAGUCUAUUCAGCGACGUUAAAGUUAAUCACUUCUUAUCAUUGAAGUUAAAUGUCAGUAAAUAAAAAAUUUUAUAACACAUGUACGUUAUCUUAUGUGUAGGGUAGGAACAGGAUCACAAGGCUCUUCUUUUCGUCUUUAGGCCUAGAGUUGCCAUGAGGCAAACACAACCAUGUUAAGUUAGAUUAGUUAGUAAGUCCUAAAAAGGAAUAUGGUAUUAAAUGUAUGGUAGUAAAAAAAAAUAUACUACAUUGGUAGUAAAUGUGUACACAGAUAUGAAUUAUCAGCACAAGACAUGUAUUGUAUUUGUAAAGCUUGUGAAUAUUUCAUAAUAAGGUGGCAUAAAGGAAUCUUUUGUGUGUGUGUUGCAUUUGCGUUUGUGCACUUGUUAAACAGGGUAGAAAGAUAUUGCUGUCAUCCUUAAAAGUUUGAAGUGCAGUAAGUAAACUAACAGACCUUUCAGGCAAAUAAACAUCUGCAUACCCUGCAAGUCUCACUUUCAAAAGGCUUGUGUUGUAGAUGGCAAAAUGAUAAUUAAGGUGCAGUAUGAAACCCGCAAGAAAUUACAAGCUGCUGAUUUUGAUGAAUUCAUUUCUGAAGCACUUAGUCAGAGAAAAAUUCUCCAUCCCUGGGGACAAGAUUACAGUGGAAGAUGACUCUGGCACUGAGGCGGAUGAAACCGUGUUUGCAGAAUUAUCCACAGUGGAAGGGAUUUGCUUUGUUGUCAAGGACCGUCAUGAUGAUGGCCCAUAUCAAUCAUCUCCUCCAUCCACAUCACAGCCCUUAUACAGUGUGAGUUCCCUCCCUGUGUUCAGCAGUGACAGUGACAUGUCAAGACAACCCAAACGUGUUAAAUGUGAUGAAGAACCAUUACAGAGUGCUGUAGCCAAAGAUAUAGCUCAAGAUUUUAGCCUCCUCUUUGGUCCACAAACAGCUGCCAAACUGCUGGAGAAGUGGCCUACAUUCUAUAAAGAAAAGGUGAUCAGAGAAGCAGAGAGCCUUACUACCACCUCGGUGCUCCAAAAUUUGCUGAAGUCUGCCAGGAAUCAGCACGAUGAUAAAUCUCCAGAGGAUCACCAAGUCAAUCAAAAGCUUAGAAGAACACUUGGAGAAAGUGGAGGGACGUCGCCAGCCAUACCUCGUUGCCUCUGGAACUCACAAGUGUGCCAUCAGCAAUUACUACAUUGUGAUUGACAAGAUGCUCAUUCCAUGCCAGGGAACCACGUCGUUGGCAGCCUUUGAUGAACUAUUCAAAGCGCACUUCGUUUUCAGUGUAAGCUAUGAUGAUGCUCUCAGCCACAUGUAUACAUUCCUCCAGACAACAGUCUACGGUAUAGAUGCUGACACCACUAAACAAAGUCCAAAGGUGAAGGAACUGAGAGCCAAGAUCAUGAACUGGAACUCCGAGUCGGUGAACAAUGUUUAGGUGUUACAUUUGUAGAGCAUUGCAUAAUGCACCUAGUACGUUAAUUCAGCACUUCAAAUAUUUUCAUGGCUUAUAUCCGGGCAGAAAAUUUGUUCUUGUUUGUGCUCAGGAGCAGUGUUCACUACAGUAUAACAGUUUUAAAGGUUUUAGAAUGCAUUUAAAUAAUUGUCAUAAAACUGUUCACAUGGACACAAGCAGUGAUGUUUUGCAAACGUCCCAUCAGUCAGUGCACAGAGCUCACAAGAAGAUGCCUCUGAAAUGGACCUGAAUGUGAUAAAUGAACCAUCAACAUCUCAUAUGUCAAAAGAACAGGCAAAAGAUAUGUGUGCAUCGAUAAUAGCAAAGUUACAGGGCAGUGGUGUGGUGUGGCCAAUAGUGUUGUGUCAUCUGUUGUUGAAAGUAUGGAGGAGUAUGUUGAUGAAGUUCAUGCAAGUCUUAAAGAACAAGUGCUAAGUGCAGUGCCUCCUGACAAUCCAUGCAGAGAUGCAGUUGAAGAGGUUUUCAGCAAUACUUUCAAUCCAUUUAGUGACUUAAACACAAACUGUACAGUUAACAAGUAUUUUAGUGAAAAAUGGGGCGUUGUCGAACUGGUGGAAAUUCAUUUAGGAGUGAGGUUUGAUUCAAAGAGAAACAAAACAUCUGGAGUAUAUGAACAAGUGCCAGUAAAUGACACUUUCAUUUAUGUACCUCUGUUAAAAACACUGGAGUUCAUUUUCAAGAAUAAAGAAGUGUGUUGUCAGAUGAAUAAAUCUGCUGCUCUUGGUAACAUCUACCAAGACUUCUGUGAUGGAAAAUACUACAAACAUCAUCCACUGUUUUCAAAAUCAACAAAUUCAUUGCAAAUUCAAGUUUAUUAUGAUGAAUUUGAAACUGCAAACCCUCUCGGGUCAAAACGUGGUGUUCAUAAGCUCGGAUGCUUAUAUUUUAAAAUCCGCAACUUGCCACCACGUUUAAAUUCAUCUCUGAUGAAUAUCCAUCUCAUCAGUUUGUUUCAUUCCCAAGAUGCCAAGAAAUAUGGCAUUGACAAAAUCCUUACUCCAUUUGUAGAUGUUCGAGAAUUAGAGAUAAAUGGAAUGAAAGCGUCAUUUACUGAACAAACUCUCAUAUGGCACCAUUGCUCAAGUAACGGGUAACAAUUUAGGUCUGAACUCAAUUCUUGGUUACGUGGAAUCUUUUUCUGGAAACCACUACUGUAGAUUGUGUCUUGUUGACAAAGCAUCAGCUCAAACAGUGUAUAGUGAAAAUGAUCCGCGUGUAGUACAAGGUAAAGUUGUUGUUUGGAUAUUUGAAUGAGAACUUCAUUUCUAAUGAAAACAUACUCCAGCGUGUAUACGCAUUCAAUUACGGCUUCAUGGAUAAAAAGAAUCGUCCAACUCGCAUAAACAUGUUUUGUGGUGGCAACGGUAUUGGACUUAAUGCCAGUCAAACGUUAUGCCUUAUUCGGAACCUUCCACUGAUAUUUGGCGAUAUUGUCCCUGAAGGUGACACAAACUGGCAUUUGCUGUUACUUUUAUUACACAUUGUUAACAUUUUGUUUUCUCCAUGUAUUACAGAGGGAAUGACUGUAUUUUUAAAACAUUUAAUUGAAGAGCAUCAUCGCUUGUUUAAAAAUGUAUAUCCCCAAAAUAAUUUAAUCCCGAAGCAUCAUUUUAUGAUACACUAUGCCGAGAGUAUACGCCAAAUUGGUCCUUUAGUACACGUUUGGAGUAUGAGAUAUGAAGCCAAACACAAAUUCUUUAAGUCCAGCUUGAAAAAUUUCAAGAACAUAACUAAGUCCCUCGCAAAGAAACACCAAAUAGCUGUUGCUUAUUAUUGGGAAUCGUUGUCCUCUAAAGGAAUUGAGUCUGGGCCUGUCAAAUUAAAGAAACUGACUGAUGUUGAACAUGGAGAUUUGAUUUCAGAGCAUUUUCAGAUAGAUGUGUCAAGUGAAGUAAGUGUCACAACUUGGGUUAAACAUAAUGACAUUGAGUUUCACACAGGUCUUGUUGUUUGUACAGAUUUUAUUGAUGAAUUGCCAGUGUUCAAAAAGAUUGUUUGUAUAUUGCUGAAAUGGAGACUACAUUUGUAGAACAUUUUCAUGCUUUUCAUGUUGUUGAAAAUGUACAUAAUGUUUCAGUUGUUGCAUCUUGUGACUUGAGGUACUUUAAGCCCUUCGAUCUUCAAAUGUCUUAUGGUACAGACUCAUCGCUUUAUAUUGUGCCAGAUGGCUGCAUCUUAUAGACUGUGAGCAGCAGGUAUGAGCUUUGUUUUAUGACGUUUAAUGUUGUAAAAGGACAAUGUGCCUUGUCAUGUUAUGUGAAGCCCUGGAUGUUACUUUUCGAUGUUCAAAUGUUUUAUGCUUACAGACUUUUAUUUUGUAUCAGACAACUGCAUCAUAUAGACUGCAAGCAGCAGGUAUGAGCUUUGUUUUGUGAAGUUGUAUGUUGUAAAAUGUUGUUGUACAUGGAAUUUUGAAUUCCCUGUCCCUUGUCAAAUGUUAUAUGAAGCCAUGAAGAAUGUUAUACAUGAAGCUCUUUGAUGUUCUUAUGUUUUAUGCUUACUGUUUUAUAUUGUACCAGACAACUGCAUCAUAAAGACUGCAGUCAGCAGGUAUGAGCUUUAUUUUAUGAAUUUGGAUGUUGAACAAGGUCAUUGUACAGGGUAUUUUGAGUGCCCUGUCCCUGGGCAAAUUUAGUGUGAAGCCCUGUUAAAGGAAAAAUAAUAAAAUGUAUUCAUUGCAACACUUUAUGGUCUGUUUAUUGGGAUGGUAACACCCAUCCCAAUUUUUUUUUUUUUUUUUUUGGCUAAAUCACGUUUUAGAUACAAUGUCAACAACCGCUUAAAAAUAACUGCAUUUAUUAUGUACAGAUAAGUGCAACUCUAAUAUGUAUUAUGUUUAUUGUUCUUUAAU
Onychostoma macrolepis is the source of this 9369-nucleotide messenger RNA. RefSeq lists its product as uncharacterized. The transcript has 6 exons. The record is from RefSeq and is a predicted model, not a curated record. NCBI's taxonomy places the organism in Eukaryota, Metazoa, Chordata, Actinopteri, Cypriniformes, Cyprinidae. The coding region runs from base 5600 to 6247 and encodes 215 amino acids.